UCGGGAUUCAGAACUCCUGAAUCUUGACAGCUGUGCGUGAAGUGCCGAAUGGAUUUCUGAGAGGCAUAUACACCGUCAUUGCUCACGAGUGGGAAUAACAAUAAUUCUGAAUAUCACCAUUUUUAGAUCCCACUGAAAGAAAAGAAAAAAGAGUCACAUUUGUUUGCUCACUUGCACACGCAAGAAGAGGACUCGUUUUGCGAGUGAGACAGACUGAGAGCAGAUGAGAAGUCGUGCCACCGGAUGGUUUUUAUUAUUUGCUGUUUUUUGAUGCAGGAACGGACUCUGAAAUGGGUCGCCAUGACGACAGAGCGCUGAGUUAGCCGCUAAUGCGUUAUACGCAUUUGUUUCUGUUAUUGUUUUAUUUUAUCGUUUCCCUACCUCCUUUAUAGUGAUCAAAUAUGUGGUAACCUCGCCGCCAGAAGACGCGGGUGUUGUCAGAUAAAAAGAAAGAAAAAGGAGGAGGAGGUGUUAAGAGGUGUUUAUCCCCCUUUCUUUUCCCCCUCGUUUCUUAAUUUGCUCUUAUUUUUUAUCUUUUUAUGCUCCUUUCCUUUCUUUCCGGAUUUCUUUUAUUGUUUUGGGGACACGGACUGACGCGAAGAAGGUAAAUUGAUGUGCGAGAGCCUGCGACACAUUCAUGACGAAUUACCUCAGAAAAAAUACCGAUGGCAUAAACACCGGCUUCACCACUGAAGUACGAAUAUUCGCCGGGAAAGAACCCGUCGACUACAACCCUUUCAUCGCGGGAACUAAUGAGCAAAUUGCAAUAGAAGCAUUGCAUGUUGCAGUAACAUCAGGAUGAAGCUCUUCGCCGCUGAGUGUCAACAGGCUUCUUCUGUGCACCAUUGAGGAUACGCACACCCUCCUUUCCACAUAUACCAAAGUCACUGGGGUGGCCUGAAAAGAUUUGCUCUUGUCCAUUUCAUAUCCGUUCCCCAUCACUGGGGCAGCGUUCACCCCAGCCGAAGCAUGUCAUCGGUGGACGUGGCCCGAUCACGGCGGGAGACGGUCCGCUCCUGUCCACGACGCAUAUCUGACACUUGCCUAGUGUGGCUGCUGGGCUUGGCGCUGCGCCUUGCGCUAUCCUCCUGCCAACGGGCAGACCUCACCGCCGCCAAGCACCCUAUGGUCACCACAGGCUACGGGAAGCUUCGGGGAGUACGCAAGGAGCUGAACAAUGAGAUUCUAGGCCCGGUCGAGCAGUACUUGGGCGUCCCCUACGCCACCCCGCCAGUGGGCGAGAGACGCUUCCAACCCCCAGAGGCACCCGGCUCCUGGCAGGAGAUCCGUAACGCUACACAGUUUGCACCAGUUUGCCCGCAGAACAUCCAUGGGGUGCUGCCAGAGAUCAUGCUUCCCGUAUGGUUCACCGACAACCUGGAUGCAGCCGCGGCUUAUGUACAGAACCAGAGCGAGGACUGCCUUUACCUCAAUGUCUAUGUGCCCACCGAGGAUGGUCCGCUCACAAAAAAACACGAUGAGUCUUCAAUGAACAGACCGAGGGACGAAGAUAUUAGAGAUCGUCGGAAGAAGCCUGUGAUGUUGUUCAUCCAUGGUGGCUCAUUUAUGGAAGGAACGGGAAACAUGUUUGAUGCAAGCGUUCUUGCGGCCUAUGGAAAUGUGAUUGUCGUCACUAUGAACUACAGAUUGGGUGUUCUGGGUUUUCUGAGCUCAGGAGAUCAGUCUGCGAAAGGGAAUUACGGGCUACUGGACCAGAUUCAGGCCCUGCGUUGGCUCAACGAGAACAUCGGACACUUCGGUGGAGACCCGGAGAGAAUCACCAUUUUUGGCUCCGGUGCUGGAGCCUCUUGCGUCAACCUUCUCAUCUUGUCCCAUCAUUCGGAAGGUUUGUUCCAGAGGGCCAUUGCGCAGAGCGGCUCUGCCAUAUCCAGUUGGUCAGUGAACUACCGGCCCCUGAUGUACACCAAGAUUCUGGCCAAGAAGGUGGGCUGCAGCUACAGUGACACUGCAGAUCUGGUAGACUGUCUGCGAAGGAAGAGCUACAGGGAGCUGGUGGAUCAGGAUGUCCAACCUGCCCGUUACCACAUCGCAUUUGGGCCAGUGGUGGAUGGAGACGUGGUCCCUGAUGACCCCGAGAUCCUCAUGCAGCAGGGGGAGUUCUUGAACUACGACAUCCUGUUGGGGGUGAACCAAGGUGAAGGGCUGAAAUUUGUUGAUGACAAUGAGGGCGAGGAAGGAAUUUCAGCUGCUUCUUUUGACUACACCAUUUCCAACUUUGUGGACAACCUAUAUGGAUACCCAGAGGGUAAAGACAUAUUGCGGGAGACUAUAAAGUUUAUGUAUACAGAUUGGGCUGAUCGUGACAACGGUGAUAUGCGGCGUAAAACUCUACUUGCACUUUUCACGGACCAUCAAUGGGUGGCGCCAGCAGUGGCCACGGCUAAACUGCAUGCUGAGUUCCAGUCCCCCGUUUAUUUUUACACCUUCCACCACCACUGCCAGACGGAAGCAAGACCCGAGUGGGCAGAUGCAGCACAUGGUGACGAGAUCCCUUAUGUGUUUGGUGUUCCCAUGGUGGGUGCCACAGAUCUGUUUCCCUGCAACUUCUCAAAGAACGAUGUCAUGCUCAGUGCUGUGGUGAUGACGUACUGGACAAACUUUGCUAAGACAGGUGAUCCGAACAUUCCAGUGCCACAAGAUACCAAGUUCAUCCAUACUAAGCCCAAUCGCUUUGAAGAAGUUAUCUGGACCAAGUUCAGCUCUAAAGAUAAGCAGUACCUCCACAUCGGGUUAAAGCCUCGAAUCCGGGACAAUUACCGUGCCAACAAGGUUGCCUUUUGGCUUGAGUUGGUUCCCCACCUUCAUACCAUCCAUGAUGAGAUCCCCACCUAUACCACGCAACUGCCGCCAGGUGCCCCGCACCGGCCUGGCUGGAAGGGCACAGCCCAGAGCCCCGGUACACGCUCUACUCGUCACCCCACGGUCUCAACCUACCCGCCUGACCCGGACCUUGAAGGUUCUGAACACCCUCCUGAACGCUUCCCCUUCCCAAGCAAUACACGGGACUACUCGACUGAGCUGAGUGUGACGGUGGCAGUGGGUGCAUCGUUGCUCUUCCUCAACGUGCUGGCAUUUGCCGCAUUGUACUACAAACGCGACAAACGGCAUGAGUUGCUGCAACGCCGGCAUCGCCGUCUUUCGCCUCAACGUGGGGCAGUGCCGGGUGUUGGGAUAGUGGGAGGUCCACCCCAUAAUGACCUAGCACUGAGUCAGGAGGAGGAGCUAAUGUCUUUGCAGAUGAAGCAGCAGAGGGUAGAGCUUGACCAUGGCACACCCCUUCCGACACGUGGUCUCCUCGGUGACCUGGAGCCCCUGAGACCACCUGUGUGCCCGCCGGAUUACACUUUGGCACUACGGCGAGCACCUGAGGACGUGCCUCUCAUGACAGCUAACACACUUUCCAUGAUCCCCAGCACCAUCACUGGCAUGCAGCCCCUCCAUGCCUUCAACACGUACCCCCCUGCUCCGGCACCAAGUGCGGGGCACAGCAACAACGCCCUGCCCCAUCAGCACUCCACCACGCGAGUAUAGUAACCCCUUGAGGGGACCAGGUCCCCCAAAAACAUAGGAACACAGACCUCCAGUAUUAAGAGUGGUGCUCUACACGGAUACUGUCCAACUCACCGCUCACAUUCUUUUUAAGUCCACUCCCAGCACACUCUCUUUCUUUCUCUCUCCUUCUUUCUUGUUUUUCUCUUCCUGCUCUUCUCGUUCUUGGAGUGAGCAGUGGAGAUGGUUUUGGGUGGAAAAACAAACGUUGGCCAUUUUCCCCUCUGAGUGCAGCAGCUAUCCCCUGCCUAAAGUUUGAUUUUGCUCCUGUUUCUUUUUUACUCACAUACAUUACCGUCUUUCUCUUUCUUUCUAUUUUCUUUUCUUCUUCCCGGCAGUCUUUUGCUCUUCUGUAGCUGUUUCUAGUCCCCAAAAAGAACAGUUUUUCCUACUUCGGACUGUUUUAUAAAUCAAGAGAACAUACAUGUAAGAUAUGUAUUAUUGAUAACCUUAUAAGGCUAUGAAUGAAAAAAGAUUCUACUAUCUAAUUUUUACCAGCAUUCUUGUGCCAAGUACUGUGAUCAUCGUCCAAUCAGACGCAGUCUCGUGGACGGACGUGGAGAGAAUCGCCUGAACUGGAUUUAUUCAAGGAAUUUGCAGAAAUUAGAAGAAAAAAAAGUGCCAAAUUUGUUUUUCUUUACUUUUGUUUAUCUUUUGUUUUUUCUGUUGACUUUUGCUUUUUGUUUUGCACUGUCACUGUUAUUUGCCUAUGGGGAGAAAUGAACAACACAACAAAUAUCUAUAUAAAAAGUAAAGAUAUAUAAUAAUUCAAUUUAUAUCCUGAUUGCGCUUUGGGAAAUUUGCAUGAUUUAUUUUUUAAGAGGAAAAAGGACAUCUGAGAUUCAAGACUCUUCUUUCUUUGUCUUUUAAUUGUUGUUGUCUUUUUCUGCAACAGUCUCUCUUCCUCUCUCUCUUUCUCUCUGUCUCUCUUUUUUGUUGUUGUUGUUUUUUUUACAUCAGCUCUACUUUGUGCACUUCAUUUGGAGAUUCUUUUCCCUCUGUAGAUACAUGCUCAUACCCGAAAAUGAAACUGAUUCUUGACGAUAAUAAAAAGGAUAAAUAUUUCCCUUCUUUUUUUUUUUCACUUAUAAUUACGCAAGUGGUACGACAGAGCUCAUCUCCCGGAGAAGGACUGAUCAGAUCCACGAUCCCCUCCUCUCUUUUUUUUUUUAUCUCCGAUCGUAUAGUCCUCUGUAGUAACAUUAUGCCACAUUGAGUUAAGGAACGUUCACUGUGUCUCUCUCUCUCAGUUUCUCUGUAAAGACUCGAACUCUGCUGAGUUGGACGUCCAGAGCGACGGGAUCAACACCUGCGUCCGUUCCCGCACAGCUGGAGUCUCCCCGUCUCUCUCUUUUAUCCAGAGCCCAAGAGAGCUCAUGACGUGUCCAGAACAUUCUUCCCCUUCACUGACACUGACCUUUGAGUGAUUAUCUCAGUUUGAGCUCACUUGUCAUCAGGCGGACAUCUUGUUAUAUGCCCUGUCACAAGUCCCUGUGAGACCUCCAGGUUCAACCUCUCACCUCUCAAUGUGUUUUUUCCAAAAUCUCUCUUUUAGGGUGCCGAGAAUGAUCUGGCGGGAGGAAUCGGGAGACGGGUGGUUUGAAUUCAUCUGUGUGUAAGUGUGUGUGUGUGUGUGUGUGUGUGUGUGUGUAAGUGUGUGCGUGUGAGGAACAGGACAGAUGUGGCCUACAAAUGCAUUCUGGAUAUUGACUUGGUGGCGGUUGAAAACAAAACAUACUGCGCUACUGUGGACGAGGCUUCAUUCCUCACGCCACUUAAAUAUACAUUCACAAUACAUAACGCAAGCAAGCAACUUUGCUUACCAAUCUCAUCGCCAUCCAUUUUGCGUUCUUUCGUCGUCUUGUUUUUGGAGUUUCCUGUUUGGUGGGUGGACGAAAAACACACAAGGCCACUUUCUGUCAUGCCAUGACCGAGAAAAAAAAAACAAGAUGCAAACUGUACAUUUUUAUAAGUGUAAGAGAUGACAUGGUCUUUGUAAAUAUUUUGUUUAUUGUUGGGCUCACAGCCAAUCGUAUCCACUGUAAAAAAAUAAAAAAAAAACAAACAAAAAAGCAGGUGCAAGCUCAUUCAGCCAAUUACAUCCCUCCACCCGCGAUUCUGAAGACCCUUAUUGAUUUUUUGUCAUUUGAGGAUUUACAGAUAAAGCUUUCUUUUUGACAAAAGACAUUAAAACAUAAUGAAUGUUGAGGGAAGCAAAUCCACAUUAGAGGAUAUGUUGAGUCAAGAAUGAGCGCACUUGAUGAGAAUAAUUGCAUUUGGAAUUCAAAUUUGCUUCAAGACCCAACAAUGCGGCGGACAAAAGAGUCGCUGGCUGCAUCUGAUUCUGUUUCGUUUGGAAAAGGAGGGUGGGACCGAUCGGAAUAUUUUGCUGGAGAGAGCUAAAUAAGAAAGCCUAUAUGAAGAAGAUGCUUAUUUUAUUCUUCGUACGAGCUCGUAGGAUGGAAAAUCUGCCCCGUUUAGGUUUUUGGUUUAGUUUUUUCAGAGAGGCCUGCUGUUUGAGUCAUUCUCCUGGGUGUUCUUCAUUACGCUUCAGUGGACUAAAUGACACUGUGGGGUGUUUGUUUUCUCUUACCUGGUUGUAAGUUCUUAGAAAUUUAAUGUUACCCAAACCGUUGGAGAUUUGUCGGACUGGGGGUGGGAUUUUUGUUUGUGAAUUUGAGCUGCAUAUAUUUCAAAGUAGAGAAUUUAAACAGUUCAUAUUUUUCUACAAAAAAAGGAGAGAGAGAUGAUGAAUCUACCGGCAACUGACAGACAUAUAAAGCACACUCUCACCAGAUAUACGUGGUGAUAUUUUUGUCUGGGUUGCCUAUGUAUUAUAGCGGAUUAAACAAAAAAAUAUGAAGAAAAAAAUACUGAGAAACACAACUGUUGAGUAUUAAUGCUUGGUCGCCAAAAAAAAAGACUUGCACCUGUUGAGUUUCAUUUUGUUGAAUUUCAGCAACGUUAAAAAAAAGGCUUGAGAUGAGGGGACUGUAUGACCGCUACGGGUCGAAAGAAUGAAAUUCAUAUUUCUGUUUCCUAUACAGGCUACUACACACUGUAUGUUGUGUAUCUGAACUGGACAACAUUAAAAAGGUUAUUAAACAUA
This is a messenger RNA of Danio aesculapii, 6679 nucleotides long. It is a transcript of the gene nlgn2b, whose product is annotated as neuroligin 2b. The record is from RefSeq and is a predicted model, not a curated record. Gene Ontology annotation, cellular component: synapse; postsynaptic specialization membrane; cell surface. Lineage: Eukaryota; Metazoa; Chordata; Actinopteri; Cypriniformes; Danionidae. Gene Ontology annotation, biological process: neuron cell-cell adhesion; synaptic vesicle endocytosis; postsynaptic membrane assembly. The coding region runs from base 970 to 3552 and encodes 860 amino acids. The transcript has 9 exons. Gene Ontology annotation, molecular function: neurexin family protein binding; signaling receptor activity.